AUGAAUUUUCAAAAUUACCAUAAAUAUUAGACUAUAAUUCUUAAUGUAGAGCUCAAAUUUCAAAAUGUACAGUUUAGAUUGGAGGAGGAUGUGUUGAAGAAAGAAAUAAUUGUUAUGAUUAUGAUGAUUAAAUAAACUGCAUCUAUAAUAAAAAAAAUAAUCAAAUUUGUUUUUGGGUAGAUGGAAAAUGCUUAGAUAAAAUAGCUUCAUAGAAUUUAAAAACUGAUUAAGAAUGCCAAGAUUUCCUUUCAUCUUGUACAAUAAAAUAUGAGGAUGGAUGCAUUGAUAGAUUAUUAUCUUGAAAAAAUUAAAUAAAGGAUGCUUGUAAAAAAGAUACUAUUGGCAAUGAUAGUUUUUGCACAGGAAAAUAAUGCGUUUGACAAAAUAUGUGAGAAUGCCUUGAAUACUUAUACAACAAAUAAAAAAAGUCAAGAAUAUUUGGGUACUUUAUAACAAAUGGAAAAGGUUAUGUAUUGAAUAAAAAGUGUGGAGCAGCCAUAAUAUAAGAAGCUUGCAAUAAAAAUAUAUAUGGAACCCUAAGUCAUUGGAAUAGAUAUGAUUCUGUACCCAAGACAUGUAAAAAUGCAGGUUCAUCAAAUAUUGGGCGCGAUUAAUGUACAUAGUAUAUGGAUACACGUACUAAGUCUCCAGAUGAAACUACAGGGUGUAAACAUAGAACUUGUGAUAAUGCUUCAUUGUCAUUUAAUACAUAUACUUAAUGUUUGAAUUAAUUAUAAAAUGGAAAUUGUGUACCAAAAUUUGAAGGUGGUUGUAGAAUUGAAACGAAAUGCGAGGAUAAUAUGUUAAAAGAAAGUUACUUAAGGGAUAUCAAUGAUUAAGUUAUUUUUGGUGGAAUGGCAAAUUAUAAUUGA
Messenger RNA from Paramecium pentaurelia, 872 nucleotides. Lineage: Eukaryota; Ciliophora; Oligohymenophorea; Peniculida; Parameciidae. The record is from the annotation of a GenBank genome assembly.